AUGGGAUUUUGUAGCAAAAGUUUCAGGUUUGAAGGUGGAGGGAGAAACAUAAGAAUAGGUUUAAACAGAACAGGAAAGAGUUGCAGGUUAAGGUGGGUUAAUUACCUGCAUCCUGGUCUCAAACGCGGUAAGAUGACGCCACAAGAAGAGCGUCUUGUCCUCGAGCUUCACGCCAAAUGGGGAAACAGGUGGUCAAAAAUAGCCCGUAAAUUGCCGGGGAGAACAGAUAAUGAGAUAAAGAAUUACUGGAGGACUCAUAUGAGGAAGAAGGCUCAAGAGAAGAAGCGACCUAAGUCUCCAACUUCCUCAUCUUCCAACUGCGGUUCAUCAUCUAUGACCACUACAACUACUCAAGACACUGGAGGAUCCAAUGGGAAAAUGAAUCAAGAAUGUGAAGACGGAUACUACUCGAUGGAUGACAUAUGGAGAGAGAUUGAUCAAUCGGGAGAAAACAUUGUUAAACCGGUAAGAGACAUCUAUUACUCAGAGCAAAGUUGUUACUUGAAUUUCCCUCCUUUGGCUUCUCCAGCAUGGGAAAGCUCUUUGGAAUCUAUAUGGAACAUGGAUGCAGAUGAAAGUAAGAUGUCUUCUUUUGACAUUGAUCAAUUUCCUCUAAGUUUUGAACAUGGUAGAUCAUCGUGGUCGUCGUCUUUAGCAGACUAA
Molecule: messenger RNA, 663 nt
Organism: Arabis nemorensis
Lineage: Eukaryota; Viridiplantae; Streptophyta; Magnoliopsida; Brassicales; Brassicaceae
Source: the annotation of a GenBank genome assembly